Messenger RNA from Fukomys damarensis (Damara mole-rat), 989 nucleotides. RefSeq names its product ras homolog family member D (gene Rhod). The coding region runs from base 33 to 665 and encodes 210 amino acids. Gene Ontology annotation, molecular function: GTPase activity; GTP binding. The transcript is spliced from 5 exons. The record is from RefSeq and is a predicted model, not a curated record. Gene Ontology annotation, biological process: small GTPase-mediated signal transduction; cell migration. Lineage: Eukaryota; Metazoa; Chordata; Mammalia; Rodentia; Bathyergidae.
UCCACUCCGCUCUGGCCCCGUCUCCGCCCGGGAUGAGGGCGGCCCAAGCCGCGGGCGAGGAGGCGCCAGGCAACAGGCUGUCGGUCAAGGUGGUCCUGGUGGGCGACGGCGGCUGCGGGAAGACGUCGCUGCUGAUGGCCUUCGGCAUCGGGGCCUUCCCCGAGAGAUACAGUCCCACAGUGUUUGAGAGGCAUAAUGUUAACCUACAAAUGAAGGGCAAACCUGUGUGCCUCCAAAUCUGGGACACGGCAGGGCAAGAUGACUAUGACCGCCUGCGGCCUCUGUUCUACCCCAAUGCCAGCGUCCUGCUCCUCUGCUUUGAUGUCACCAGUCCAAACAGCUUUGAAAACAUCUUCAACCGGUGGUACCCGGAGGUGACACACUUCUGCAAGGGAGUGCCGAUCAUUGUUGUGGGCUGCAAGACAGACCUGCGCAAGGACAAGACACUAGUGAACAAGCUGCGGAGAGACGUGUUGGAGCCUGUGACCUACCACAAGGGCCAGGAAAUGGCCAGGUCUGUUGGCGCAGUGGCCUACCUCGAGUGUUCUGCUCUGCUCCAUGACAACGUCCAUGCCGUCUUCCAGGAGGCAGUGGAGGUGGCUCUCAGCAGCAGCAGUAGCAACUUCUGGCGGAGGAUUACCCAGAGCUUUUGCGUGCUGACCUGACUGCCUCAGGGCACUGACCUACAGAGGUAGCUGGGCUGGCCCCAGUUCGUAGGCUGGCCCCACCGAUCGGACACCACCAAGGUUGGGCGUGGGCCUGGGAGCCCUGGAUUGAGGAAGGGGGCUCCCCAGCCCUGGGACCAUCAACCAACUCCCGUCCUGGACUUUUCCUGGAGUAGCUUUGCAGCCCGACCUCGCGCCACCUCGUGGCGGUUCGCAGAGCUGCAUCUAAAAGUCCUGACUUCCUUGCACCAUCCUCCUGCCAGAACCCGCAGCGCGCCUCUCUCUCGUUUGCUCUACCCCACCGCUCCAGGGCUAAGUGUAACA